CCAGAAGAUCAAUUCUCGGACCCCAAGCAUGCACCCAAAUCUAUCGCCACAGAAACCACGAGUACAGUCGAAACGCUAGAUCAUUUGUUGUCAAAUUCCAAGAGUAACUCUGUUAAAAAAAUUAGUGAUCACGGAGAAAUGAGUAAAACCAAGAACAUGCCCCCAAGUUUAUCGAAUGGAAGCGAAAAUGUCGUGAAGAAAGUGCCAGAUGUUCCCCCGCCAAAGAAAACUCGUUAUGAGGAGACGAGUCCUGAGCUCAAAAAUACAACGCAAGGGUCAGAAAGAAUGGUCACCGGUGAAGUUCGUGUGAAUAAGAGUGCGGCCGCAGCAAAGAAUGCAGAGGCUUCUACUGUGGAUAUGGGAUGCUCCCUGAAGCAAGCAGAGGACGACAUGGAGGCGAUGUUGGCAUCGUUUGUGAAUUCCUCUCCCGACUCGGAUGAAUUAGAUCAUUACGAGCUCUAGAUAUGCGAAUACAGGCCCGUACCCAGGAUUAUUCUUGGGGGCGUGCGAAAUCC
Messenger RNA from Nematostella vectensis (starlet sea anemone), 515 nucleotides. RefSeq lists its product as uncharacterized. The coding region runs from base 139 to 462 and encodes 107 amino acids. The transcript is spliced from 2 exons. Lineage: Eukaryota; Metazoa; Cnidaria; Anthozoa; Actiniaria; Edwardsiidae. The record is from RefSeq and is a predicted model, not a curated record.